CAGCCCCGCCUUCAAGACGGUCUCAGAAGCGCAGAAAAAAAAACCCAAUGAAAUAAAUAAUAAAUUUUAGCUUAAGCUUUCGCCCUUAAAACGAAACGAAACGCACAAAAAACAAGCCAAAUCAUAUCGAAAUAAGUAAUUGUUUAAGUAAUCACAAGGAAUUGGAGAGAACAACAACAGCAAAAGCCAACGCACAAGGAAAAAUAUUACUGUAAGGAAAUCCAUAAUUAUUCCAAGGAGAUACAGGUUCAGAUAUAAUACUGUAUACACGCGGAGGUUCCCAUACGGUGAUAGCACAUAUUGUGUGAGGGAAAAAUGCUCUCCAGUGGGUCUACUCCAUCAACAUCAACUCCUGCAUACCGGAGAAAGCAACAGCAACAGCAGCAGCAGCAGCAGUGUCCGAGUGACCAUUGAUGCCAAGAGCCUGAGUCGGGGAACAAGUGGAAGCAAGUCGUUAGCCCCCGGCUGUGGGAAGGGAGUUCCUGAGCAGCGAGGAAGCGAAAUCCGUUGCCUUGGCGCCUCCGCGCUGCGCGAUGCAAGGGAACAGCAGCCGAUCCACGUUAAGCGCACAAUCCUCGGGCACACCGUCGGCCUCCACGAUAUCCUCGUCGCAGGGAAAGCAACAAGUUGUCGAACUAUCUGGCUAUGUCAUCAUACUCGUCGAGAAUGUGGAGGGGAAGAUUAAACUAUAUGGCUCACCGCCCGAUCGCGAUAAUCUGGAAGUGGGCGAUGAGAUACUCGAGGUUAAUGGCCUUUCCCUGGAGAACAUAUCGCGCACGGAGGUCAUACGCCACAUACACGAUUGCAUCAAAUCCUGUACGAUCUGUUUGCGGGUGCGCAAGAAGAAUGAUUCCCGAUUGGCCUGGGAUAUUGGGAAUUCGGUGCAGGACGCGUUUGUCAUUGCCGUCGAGGAGCACGCCCGGGAGCGACUGCAGCGAUUGGCGGCUCUCAAUCGAGUGACGCCCGUGGACAUAACCCAACUGUCGAAGAAGCUGCAGCAAAGCGGAAAGAGCGGGACAACGACAAGCCAGAAGCCGCAGGACCUCAGUUUCCUGAACGACUCGACGCCCAUCUAUGUGACGUCCUUCACCAGCAACCAGAUCACGUGCUGCAGCUCCACCAUGACAACGGCCACGGCGGGCGGCCCCAUCUCCGCCCCAAUGCUGGCACCCACCACAGCGACCUGCACGAUGCCCACGCCCGCCGUCGAGCAGCAGGCGGCCAGCCAGGGGGCCUCCGCGCUGGUAAGUGCCGCUGUGGCAGCGGCCACCGCCGCCGAUCGCAAUGCCAACAGUACCACCGCAGCGGCCCUCAAGCAGCAGAGGCAGAAGCAGCUUCCGAGCUCCGCGUGCAACACCGCCACAGCGAUCAGCGCCAUCGCGACAAGCAGCUCGACCAGCAGCGCCACCGGACAGAUCUACCAGGCGAGCCAGGCCCAGCAGCAGCAGCUGCAGCAGCUCCAGCAGCAGCUGGCGGCGGCCGCCGCUGCGGGGAAGCCCCUCCAGGCCAAGUCCCUGCUCGCGACCAGCCUCCAGCAUCUGGCCGAGGAGGUGGACAACGAGGACCUCGACGACGACGACGACGACGUGGACGGGGCCAACUAUUGCGGCAUCACCUACAUCUCGUACAACAACAAGCAUGCCCAGCUGCCAACGACGACGCUGCCGGCCAGCACAACGCUCCCGGCGGCGGCGGCCACCCUUGCCACCACGGCGGCGAUCCACCAGCAGCGGCAGCAGCAGACUCACGCCCAAACCCACAACCGCCCUGCCCCACUGCAGCUGUGUGCCAGCGAUGUCCAGUUCGUGGAUGCCGGCACCUCGACGUCGCCCCUGCUGGCCGCCACCAGCAUUGUGACGGCAGCGGACAUCGCCUUGCCGCCGAGCGGCGGCCAUCUCCACGGCACAACGACGCCCAAGACCGAGUACUCGACGGCCAUUUCCAGCGGACAGUUGCAGCAGGCCUUUGCCGAGCUGCAGUUGCAGUACUCCACCAAUAACAACACCUCACAGCAGCACCAGCAGCAGCAGCAGCAGCAGCAGCCACAGACACAGACACAUUUCCAUCAGCAACAUUUAAUUUUAAGCAACAACAAUAAUAGCAAUAAUUCCAUCGCAUCCAGCGGCAUCACGACAUCAGCGGCCACAGCGGCAACGGCGGCAGCCACAGCGGCAUCCGUGAUGAAGAAUUGUGAUCUACUGAUAGCCAACAAUCUGUAUCCACCGAGACGAGAGUUACUAGAUGACGUCAUUGUUCAUCAAUCCAGCGAUGUCCAUGCAUACAACACCAAUGUAGCGACAGCAACAGCGACAGCCAACAGCAGCAACAAUCGAUCCCAGCAGCAGCAGCAGCAGCAAUUGCUGAGUGCCGCCUACGAGCAGCAGCAGCAACAACUCUUGCAACAGCAGCAGCAGCAGCAGCAGCAGCUGCAACACAGUCCCACAAGUAGCAUAUCAAUAGGAAGAACAGAACUUUUAUUGGGUGAUCAGAGUCUGCGGCAGGACUCCAGCAGGAACCGCCGGCGCUCCGGCUCAAGCAUAGUUGUCCUGGACGGUGAUGAUCUGAAGCCAUGUCUCCCGGAUGAUUAUAUAAGUGGACAGCAUCAUCAUUUACAACAGCAACAGCAGCACCAACAGCAUCCACACCAGCAGCAGCAGCAACAGCAACAGCAACAGCAGCAGCAGCACUAUCGCACGCAUUCGAGCGACAUAAGAGAGAUUGACCAGGAAAUGCUGACCAUGCUGUCCGUGAAUCAAGAUAACGGACCACAUCGUGAGAUGGCCGUCGAUUGUCCGGACACGUUCAUAGCGCGCAACAAGACGCCACCCAGAUAUCCGCCACCCCGUCCACCGCAGGUAAGCAACAGAAACCACCAAACAACAGCCACAAACACAACCACACAAGUGGCAGAACAGCAGACGCCAUGCAACAAUAAAAUGCAACAAAAGACAACGAGCAACAGCAGCAACAACAACAGCGGGAGCGGUAGCGGUAGCGGUAACGGCAGCAGCAACAUGACAGAUGACUUCCUCUGCGUGGUGGAUGGCGGCCUCUAUCGCAGCCAGGACUCUGGCUCGCCCACGUCGACAGGCACCUUCGACGAGGUCCUGAGCAAGCAUACCCUGGACUCCUUCGGCAGCAUUGCCUACCGCCACUUGCACCAGCAGCAGCCGCAGCAACAGCAGCAGCAGCAGCAACAGCAAGCGACGAGUAACGGCAACAGCAAUAGCAGCGGAUGUGGAAGUGGAACCACUGCCACGCCCAGCAAGGGGCAAACGCCUGUGGACGAUCAGACCUUGGCCAGCAGCAACACGUGCCACACAAGCAACACAAGCAACAGCAAUUCGCUGAACAGCAGCAACAGCUCCAUGCACACCAGCAACAGCAGCACCAGUCACAUUGCAAGUGCCGCCUCCUCCUCCAGCGGGGACAGCAACGGGAGCAGCUCGACCGUGCCCGAUGACCUAAGCCUUGCCCCACCCGGCUAUGAGCCAGUGGUGGCACUGCUGCCACCCCUGCCACCGAUGACCAAGCACCGGGAGCUGCCCGUCGAUGUGCCUGACAGCUUCAUUGAGAUCGUGAAGACGCCGCCGCGAUAUCCGCCGCCGGCACAUCUCUCCUCGCGCGGAUCGCUGCUCUCCAAUGGCAGUGCCUCCACGGCCCAGACCACGCUCUCCUCGCUGCCUCCUGCCCCUGUUGCCGCUGUGGGGCCUGCCACUGCCGCUGUCGCUGCCACUGCAAGUGCAACUGCAACUGCUGGUGGCGGUGGGAGUGUCAGUGGCAUAGGCGGCGAUGCGAAGCGGGUGUCUGAUGAGCUCAAUGGCAAUGCCAAGCCCGUGCCACCGCCCCGAGAUCAUCUACGGGUGGAGAAGGACGGCCGGCUGGUCAACUGUUCGCCCGCCCCCCAACUGCCGGAUCGUCGGGCAGCUGGCAACGGCAACGGCAGCAGUGGCAGCCACAGUCAACAACACCACCUGCAGCAGUUGCACCACCAACAGCAGCAGCAGCAUCUGCACCACCAGCAGCAGCAGCAGCAGCAGAUCGCCCAGAUUGUGGAGCCCACGCUGGAGCAGCUGGACAGCAUCAAGAAGUACCAGGAGCAACUGCGCCGCCGACGCGAGGAGGAGGAGCGCAUCGCCCAGCAGAAUGAGUUCCUGCGGAACAGUCUGCGCGGCUCUCGCAAGCUGAAGGCGCUCCAGGACUCGGCCACGCCCGGCAAGGCCAUCGCCAUGGCCCAGCAGCAGCAGCCGGCGCCGACGGGACUGGCAGCCAUGCCCAUGCCCGCCGGUGUGGAGAACGAGGCGUAUCUGCCGGAUGAAGAUCAGGCGCAGCCACAGCUGCAGCCGCAGCCAGAGCAGAUCGAUGGCUACGGCGAGCUGAUCGCGGCCCUCACCCGCCUCCAGAGCCAGCUGAGCAAGAGCGGCCUCAGCACGCUGGCCGGACGCGUCUCGGCAGCCCACAGCGUUCUGGCCAGCGCCAGUGUCGCCCACGUGCUGGCCGCCCGUACCGCCGUCCUGCAGCGCCGACGCCCCCGCGUCAGCGGCCCCCUGCACCACAACGCCCUCGGCCUGCAGAAGGACAUCGUGGAGCUGCUCACCCAGUCGAACACCGCGGCGGCCAUCGAGCUGGGCAACCUGCUCACCAGCCACGAGAUGGAGGGCCUCCUGCUAGCCCACGACCGCAUCGCCAACCACACGGACGGCACGCCCUCGCCCACGCCGACGCCCACACCCGCCGGUGGAUUGGGUUCGAUGGGAUCGAUGAGCGGAGCCAGCAGUCCGGUGUCAGCGGCGAAGAGAGCGGCGAUGGCCGGUGGCGUGGUGGUGCCUCCACCGGUGGUUCCGGUCCCGUCAACGCUGGCGCAGCGCGGAGCAAUGCCGCUGCCGCGGGGCGAGUCGCCCCCACCGCCGCCGCUGCCAAUGCCAAUGCCCAUGGCCAUGCCGAUGAGUGCCUGCUUUGGAACGCUCAACGACCAGAACGACAACAUCCGAAUAAUCCAGAUCGAGAAGUCGACGGAGCCGCUGGGCGCCACCGUGCGCAAUGAGGGCGAGGCGGUGGUCAUUGGGCGGAUCGUGCGCGGCGGAGCCGCCGAGAAGUCCGGCCUGCUCCACGAGGGCGACGAGAUCCUGGAGGUGAACGGCCAGGAGCUGCGCGGCAAGACUGUGAACGAGGUGUGCGCCCUGCUCGGUGCGAUGCAGGGCACGCUGACGUUCCUCAUCGUGCCGGCGGGCAGUCCGCCGUCUGGGGGCCUUGGGGGCCUCGGCCUUCCCGGCAGUCUGGCCGGCAGCGGCGGACCCGGCUCGGGGCUGGGGGCACACCGGGACACGGCCGUGCUGCAUGUACGGGCGCACUUCGACUACGACCCGGAGGACGAUUUGUACAUUCCGUGCCGGGAGCUGGGCAUCAGCUUCCAGAAGGGCGAUGUGCUGCACGUGAUCAGCCGCGAGGACCCCAACUGGUGGCAGGCGUACCGCGAGGGCGAGGAGGACCAGACGCUGGCCGGCCUCAUUCCUAGUCAGUCGUUUCAGCACCAGCGCGAGACCAUGAAGCUGGCCAUCGCCGAGGAGGCGGGCCUGGCCCGCUCCCGUGGCAAGGACGGGGCCAGCAGCAAGGGUGCCACCCUGCUCUGUGCUCGCAAGGGCCGCAAAAAGAAGAAGAAGGCCAGCUCCGAGGCAGGCUAUCCCUUGUACGCCACGACGGCGCCGGACGAGACCGAUCCGGAGGAGAUACUCACCUACGAGGAGGUGGCCCUGUACUAUCCGCGGGCCACCCACAAGCGGCCCAUCGUCCUGAUCGGACCGCCCAACAUCGGACGCCACGAGCUGCGCCAGCGCCUGAUGGCGGACUCUGAGCGCUUCUCCGCCGCAGUGCCACUGUUUUAUCUGCUCGAGGAGCGCCUCAAGGAGGCCAAGACCAAGACCAAGGCCAAGGACACAUCACGUGCCCGGAGGGAGGGCGAGGUGCCCGGUGUCGACUAUCACUUCAUCACGCGCCAGGCCUUCGAAGCGGACAUUCUGGCCCGUCGCUUCGUGGAGCACGGGGAGUACGAGAAGGCCUACUACGGCACAUCACUGGAGGCCAUACGAACGGUGGUGGCCAGCGGCAAGAUCUGCGUCCUCAAUCUGCAUCCGCAGAGCCUGAAGCUGCUGCGAGCCUCCGACCUCAAGCCCUAUGUGGUACUGGUGGCGCCCCCCAGCCUCGACAAGCUGCGGCAGAAGAAGCUGCGCAAUGGGGAACCAUUCAAGGAGGAAGAGCUCAAAGACAUCAUUGCCACGGCCAGGGACAUGGAGGCCCGAUGGGGGCAUCUCUUCGACAUGAUCAUCAUCAACAAUGAUACGGAGCGCGCCUACCACCAGCUGCUGGCCGAGAUCAAUUCGCUGGAGCGCGAGCCGCAGUGGGUGCCCGCCCAGUGGGUGCACAACAAUCGGGACGAGUCAUAGGGAUUCACUGGAACCCGGCCCCCCUCCACCAGCAUCCAAUCCCAACUCAAACUGCAAGCGCAACUCCAACUCCUGCCACUCCCGCAGUCUUUGUAAAUACAAAUUUCCAACGAGCCAUCAGCCAUGCCCAGGCCCAGGGUCCAGCUCCAGUCCCUCGGAGAAGUACCGCCCACACUCUGCAUCUACCGACCCCUAUAUCUCUGUAUUGUAUAUCCCCAACCCAUAAAUAUUUAUAUUAUCUGUUUGCAAA
Drosophila persimilis is the source of this 6690-nucleotide messenger RNA. RefSeq names its product MAGUK p55 subfamily member 7 (gene sdt). Gene Ontology annotation, biological process: establishment or maintenance of polarity of embryonic epithelium; protein localization to plasma membrane; generation of neurons. Gene Ontology annotation, cellular component: plasma membrane; adherens junction. Gene Ontology annotation, molecular function: protein binding. The transcript is spliced from 19 exons. The record is from RefSeq and is a predicted model, not a curated record. NCBI's taxonomy places the organism in Eukaryota, Metazoa, Arthropoda, Insecta, Diptera, Drosophilidae. The coding region runs from base 534 to 6440 and encodes 1968 amino acids.